GAACUGAAAACAAUCUUUUGUGUUUUGGGCUUAUUUUUCCUGGUUGCCGUUGGCCUUGUGAAUUUUUUUGUUUUCCGUUGUUUGAGUUCCGUCCGCCAAAAUGGGUAAGGAAAAGACUCACAUUAACCUUGUGGUUAUUGGCCACGUCGAUAGUGGCAAGUCCACCACCACAGGGCACUUGAUCUACAAGCUCGGCGGUAUCGACAAGCGUACGAUCGAGAAGUUCGAGAAGGAAUCUUCGGAAAUGGGCAAGGGUUCCUUCAAGUAUGCGUGGGUUUUGGAUAAGCUGAAGGCCGAGCGUGAGCGUGGUAUCACUAUCGACAUUGCCCUGUGGCAAUUCGAAACCCCGAAGUACCACUACACUGUCAUCGACGCCCCGGGACAUCGUGAUUUCAUCAAGAACAUGAUUACCGGUACCUCCCAGGCCGAUGUUGCGCUUCUCGUCGUCCCUGCUGAGGCUGGUGGUUUCGAGGGUGCUUUCUCCAAGGAAGGUCAAACUCGUGAGCACGCUUUGCUCGCUUUCACCCUCGGUGUCAAGCAGAUGAUUGUUGGCAUCAACAAGAUGGACUCCUGCAACUACUCCGAGGACCGUUUCAACGAAAUCCAAAAGGAAGUUGCCAUGUACCUGAAGAAGGUCGGCUACAACCCCGAGAAGGUCCCCUUCGUUGCCAUCUCCGGUUUCGUUGGUGACAACAUGGUGGAGAAGUCCACCAACAUGAGCUGGUACAAGGGCAAGACCCUCGUCGAGGCUCUCGACACCAUGGAGGCCCCCAAGCGUCCCAGCGACAAGCCCCUCCGUCUGCCCCUGCAGGACGUGUACAAGAUUGGCGGUAUCGGAACUGUCCCCGUCGGCAGAGUUGAGACCGGUAUCCUGAAGGCCGGUAUGGUCCUCACUUUCGCUCCCGUCGGUCUGACCACUGAGUGCAAAUCCGUUGAAAUGCACCACGAAGUCAUGGAGCAGGCUGUGCCCGGUGACAAUGUUGGUUUCAACGUGAAGAACGUUUCCGUCAAGGAGCUGAAGAGAGGCUACGUCGCGUCCGACUCGAAGAACGAUCCCGCAAAGGGCUGCGCCACCUUCUUGGCUCAGGUCAUCGUCCUGAACCACCCUGGUGAGAUCAAGAACGGUUACUCCCCCGUUAUCGAUUGCCACACUGCCCACAUUGCCUGCAAGUUCGCUGAGAUCAAAACCAAGAUGGACAAGCGUUCUGGAAAGACCCUCGAAGAGGCCCCGAAAUGCAUCAAGUCUGGUGAUGCUGCCAUGGUGAACAUGGAGCCCUCCAAGCCCAUGGUUGUCGAGGCGUUCACUGACUACCCCCCCCUUGGUCGUUUCGCCGUCCGUGACAUGAAGCAGACAGUCGCCGUCGGUGUCAUUAAGUCGGUUGAGAAAAAGGAGCCUGGUGCUGGCAGCAAGGUCACCAAGUCCGCUGUCAAGGCCGCCAAGAAAUGAGCUGUUAUUGGAACAAAUCUACCGCUUCGGUGAUGAAAGGUAGCCUAUGUUGCAUCGGCCUGUUGUUUUCGUGACAUGCUUUUGGUCGUUCUUCAACUCCUUGGCUUCUUUUGUCAGGCCGGCGUUGUCGCGUUCAAUCUGUCAUUGAUCUUGCUUGUUUGUUUCCAAACUCAAGCUUUCGCUCCCCUACCGUAGCAAAACUCUUCCCCUAACGCUGCGCUACUGACUCGGCCACUUGUCGCCCACUGCGGGAAGGUGUAUCGAUUUAUGUAGGGGUGGUUGAGUCACAGUUCCACAGAUUUGGGAGUAUGUUGACUUCCCUCAUUUUAUUUACGCCUUCGUGGUAUUUCACAGGGCGCUGAAGUAGCGCAUCUUAGUCUGUUCACGAAAUGUGCAAAAAACAAGGCAACAAUGCCUCCCAACUUCCGGAUCACGUUCUUGUAUUUGGUAUCCUGUAACCGCCUUAAACAACC
This is a messenger RNA of Toxoplasma gondii ME49, 1920 nucleotides long. Its product is annotated as elongation factor 1-alpha (EF-1-ALPHA), putative. Bases 101 to 1447 code for a protein of 448 amino acids. Gene Ontology annotation, molecular function: translation elongation factor activity; GTPase activity; GTP binding. The transcript is spliced from 2 exons. Gene Ontology annotation, biological process: translation; translational elongation. NCBI's taxonomy places the organism in Eukaryota, Apicomplexa, Conoidasida, Eucoccidiorida, Sarcocystidae. The record is from RefSeq and is a predicted model, not a curated record.